GAAUAUGGUAUUUUAUUCUUGUGAUCCUAGUUAUUAUUUGGUAGGACCAUCCAAUCGACUUUGUCUGGAAAAUGGUGCAUGGAGCAACGCCAUUCCAACAUGUCUCCGUCUUUGUCCUGAGAUGGUUUCUCCUGCGAACGGAUACAUGGUAGGUGGUUUCCUGGCCAACAACACUCUCACUUUCAACUGUAAACCUGGUUACUGGCUCCGUGAAAAUCAUCAACUGCUAUGUGAUCCCAACACAGGAAGCUGGAGAGGUUGGAAUGGAACUAUUGUCACUGAAAACCCGCAGUGUAAAAACAUCGACGAGUGUUCGAGAGGCGCUAAUACUUGCAACAUUAAUGCCCAAUGUACCGACACAGUUGGGUCAUAUACAUGUCGGUGCAACCCAGACUUUGAAGGAGAUGGACGGUCAUGUUCAAUGACUCAGGCACAUUACCAAGAUUCGCAAGGUUGGACUCUUAUUGCUCGAUUCUCAAAUAAAGAUACAAAGAACUGGAUGAGAGACGAUGCUUCCUGGUGGUACACUCUUACAACUCCACAAGGAGACGUCAAUAAUCCAGGUGUAAACCAAGACAUGAUCUCCGCCGCCUUCUGGGUGAUGAAUGGUAACAACAUCAAGAUCACUCGCUCUGAUGAUCCUCACCACACGACCUUGCUGCAGACUACUUCAAACUGUUUUUCCACACAGACCUUCCGUUCAAUGAUCUCAAGCUAUGGCAUGUUUACGCGUAAAACGGCAUGGGCAAGCAAUCAGUGUCUCGGUAAAUGUCACGUGUCAUAUGGGGGAAACUAUCAGUCGACACAUGGCUUUUCUCAGAGUCAAUGUAUAAGUAACAUACAGAGCAGUAAUUACAUCGGGUUCUGGUGUGAUUGGAGUAAUGGUGAUGGCGCAGUGAUGAUGAUUGGUGGAGGAGGCAAGGAUUGCGCAAGGGCUGAUCAUGGCAUCGCAAUUACGGAGGCUGACGCUGCAUCAUUUGUAGAUGGUAGCGAAUGUGAUUUUGGAGAUGGUGCUGGCAGUAAAUGCGCUUCAUCCUACUCUCUUAAUUUGUGGAUUAAGUGAACACUCGACGUACCGAAUGACAGUGCAAAGAUUUACUUUAGCUCUGUCGAAAGAGGCUUUUUUACUAUUUUUACGAUCUACCUCUUCCCUUUCAACCACAAAAUGGACGAAUAAGCAUUUACAUGAAACCUCACUAAAAGUCACGUGAAAGAUGAAAUAUUCGAA
Molecule: messenger RNA, 1228 nt
Organism: Exaiptasia diaphana
Lineage: Eukaryota; Metazoa; Cnidaria; Anthozoa; Actiniaria; Aiptasiidae
Exons: 4
Coding region: 5-1063 (352 amino acids)
Molecular function (GO): calcium ion binding
Source: RefSeq, a predicted model, not a curated record